AUGCAAUAAAGAAAUAUGUGUAAUAUCAAAAUCUCUCUCUCUCUCUCUUUCAACCUCUCUGGUUCCUAACGUACAGUACCACACGGCGGCUCCUUCUUCCCCACCGUUCCAUAUCUCCGGUUAUUCUUCUUCUUCUUCUUCUUCUUCUUCUUCUCCUUAGUCAAUGGAGGAUGGAACUCAAGGGAGUAUAAAGCUCUACAGGUGCAGCAGUGGUGAUGGUGAAUCGGAGAAUGAUGUGGUUGAUUUGACAAGUCAAGUACACCUUCUGCCUUGUAAUAUCAAGUUCGACGGCCCUUGCUCUGUUGCUGAUUAUUUCAAACCCAAAUCCACUGGUGUGGAAAUUGAGGGACUAAAAUUAGAGGAAGCUCAUUUCAGAGGAAGGAAGCUGCAGGGGACUACACUUUCUCUUCCAGAAGGGUACUCUGGAUUUGUUUUGGGAAAGAGGGGACUAGGGAAGAGAAAAGCUUCCAGCAUGGUUGGAGAGGAUUCAAACUGUUGGGAAAUGAAUGCAAAGUUUAAAAAUUUAACAUAUUGGAAACACGAUAGCCUUCCCUCACAUCAAGAUACAUUCGUUCGUUCUUUUCACUGGCUUGCUGUUGCAAAAGCUAUGCAUCAGCCGGUUGAAGCUGAAGAUUUGGUUUCUGCUUCUGUUGCACUAGAGAAGAUGAAGUAGAAGAACUAGACACCUUCUAUAAUUUGGUACUUUUGUCUGAAUUGCUGUGUUAGUAGUGUUAUGACAAGCCCUUCAAUGUUCUCAGAAAUUAAUUAAUGAAAUUCUUGUUUGAAUUAACUAUUUGUAAUUCUGAUUUAAUUCUAUGUAUUAAUGUUAAGACAACAACACUAAUUUGUUAAUAGUAACAGAUGUGCCAUAUAUAAUAUAUUCCAUUCAUUCUCUUUCA
Messenger RNA from Cannabis sativa, 899 nucleotides. RefSeq lists its product as uncharacterized. Lineage: Eukaryota; Viridiplantae; Streptophyta; Magnoliopsida; Rosales; Cannabaceae. The transcript has 5 exons. Gene Ontology annotation, biological process: RNA catabolic process. The record is from RefSeq and is a predicted model, not a curated record. Gene Ontology annotation, cellular component: ribonuclease H2 complex. The coding region runs from base 164 to 673 and encodes 169 amino acids.